Messenger RNA from Racocetra persica, 305 nucleotides. Lineage: Eukaryota; Fungi; Glomeromycota; Glomeromycetes; Diversisporales; Gigasporaceae. The record is from the annotation of a GenBank genome assembly.
AUGGAUACUAAAACGCCUCAAUCCGAAAACAAUAACGUUAAUAAUAAAAAGAACUCAGUGUCACUAACUUAUGCUGAUACAUUUUCUGAAGAACCUUCCUCGUUUAAAAAUUCACCACCUCCAAGCAUUAAAAACGGAAUAAUAUCUUGUUCGAGAAGUGUUAGUUCUAGAGAAAUGUCUCUUUCAGAAAGUGUUAAGUCUAGGUCUUCAAAUAAUAGUAGUUGUUCAUCUAUAAAUAACCGGGUGAUUGAUCUCGAAAAUCGUGUUCAGAGUCUGGAAGACAUGUUAAAAGUUAAAGAAGAAGA